Molecule: messenger RNA, 651 nt
Organism: Erigeron canadensis
Lineage: Eukaryota; Viridiplantae; Streptophyta; Magnoliopsida; Asterales; Asteraceae
Exons: 1
Coding region: 178-384 (68 amino acids)
Source: RefSeq, a predicted model, not a curated record
UUUUUCAUCAAAUUCUCACUUCCCAACUACUUCAACUUCUGUUCAUACUCUCCAUAUAUAUCACGCUUACAUACAUUCCUUGUAUUGUUAGGCCCCUUUUGUUUUUCACAAUAAGUUCAUCUGAAUCUGAAUACUAUUUUUGAACGUUAGGAUCGGUAUAGACAAUCUAAUUACAUAAUGGUGUGCUUUUGCUUUUUGGUAGACCAAACUUGCCAAGUGAGGCGUUGCAAGCCUGCAGCCGGUCUUUGUUCAAGGUGCGGUGGUGGUGCAAGUGUUGCGGAUAUGAAGACCGCCACGAGAUUCUGCCAUGUUCCCUUCUAUUGGAAAUCAUGGAAAGCCAUCAUGUGUACAUUUUGUGGUGCAGUUCUUAAAUCUUAUCACUGAUGAUAAUAACUCAUUUUUCAGUCAAAAAAAAGAUUUAGUUAUGCAGAUGGAAGGCUUAACAAAUACUAGAGUCAUUAUUUAUGAAAUUUAUUUUUUAAUUUAUAAUUAUCUUCUUCUGAUUUCAUGUAGCUAGGUUUUAUAGUUGAAAUCGGCAUUCAUUAAAAAUAAUUAUAUGCUGUUUGAGCAAGAUGAGUGAUCUAUAUGUAUUGGCUUUGCAUAUCUUAUUGAACAUCUAUUUGCAUCUCAACUUCGAUUUUAAUUAAUUAA